GCAGGGCGCUCGCGUGCCCAGCACCAUGACGCCGCCAGGUUUGACAUUCCUGGCGCCCCAUGGCGCUCCCAUCCUGGUGCCGAUGCCGGUCCCUGCGGCCAGCACGGCCACAGCAGGCCUAGGCCACAAUUCUGCCAGGAUAGUUUUGUCCUCAUGCGCCCUGGGCAUGUGCGCUGGCGUGGCCAGCAGCAGCCGCAAAAGGAGGACUGCCCGACUCGCAGACGUUAGUGGCAGCAGCCUUGCGGUGCGAGAGCUCGACGAGCCGGAUGUGGGGAAGUUUGUGCCCAAGAUGCGGGCGCUGCAGAACCAGGCGGAGCUGCUGCGCUCCGGGGAGCUGCGCCAAGUCAUUGAGACCAUGAAGUCACUACGCAAGUCUGAGCUGAAGGGUGCCAUCAGCGAGGUGGACGAGCUUUUGGCAGCGCUGAUUGGUGCCAUCCAAGGCCUCCGGGACUCCGCGCAGAGCAGCGGGGAGUUCAGGGAGCAGCUGGCUGGGCUGGACCUGUCAGAGGCUAAGCCAAAGAAGGACAAAGGGCGUGCUGCCCGCAAGGAGGGCGUGGAGACAAUGAUGGAGGUGCACGUAGUGGGCUUGAGCCACCACAGCGCUCCAGUGGAGGUGCGUCAGAAGUUGGCGGUCGCAGAGGCCAAGUGGAAUGAGUACGCCCAGGACUUGGUGCUCUAUGCGAAAACUUCCAACGGCUAUGUGGUGCCUGAGGCGGCGGUGCUGUCAACAUGCAACCGCUUCGAGCUGUACUUCGCUUCCCCGGAGCUCAAGAAGUACUCGGCCAUUGAGUGCGUGCACGCCUUCCUGCGUGAGCAGUCCGGCCUCAGCCAAGAGGAGCUCGACCCAUACCUCUUCACCUUUACUGGCCACGACGCCAUCAAUCAUCUCUUCGAGGUGAGUUCCGGCCUGGACUCUUUGGUGCUGGGUGAGGCGCAGAUCUUGGCGCAGGUCAAGGCAUGCCAUGGCCACUGCAUCUCCAAAGCGGACGAUGAGGAGGAGACUGUGCCUGGAGCUGGCGGAAAGAUCGUGGCUAAGAUGCUGAAUGCUGGCAUCAGGAUUGGCAAGCUGGUCCGCACCCGGACAAAGAUUGGUAAGGGCUCCGUCUCAGUGUCCAGUGCUGCAGUGGAGCUGAUGAUUAGCAGGUCAAUGGCAGACUUGCGCAAGCCUGCGAGCAAGGUGCAGGUUGGCAUCAUCGGCGCCGGGAAGAUGUCCAGGCUGUUGCUGCUGGCGCUCUUCAGCAAGCACCCAGACAUCAAGGUGGUGCUGGUGAAUCGGUCCGUGGAGAAGGCGGAGGCGGUGUUGAAGGAUGACAUGGUGAAAGCGCGGGGUGGCACCAAUGCCACAGUGGCUGGUAUGGACAGCAUGUUCGACGUCAUGAAGCAGUCUGACGUUGUGUUCACUGCCACUGGCAGCGAGGUGCCGAUCAUUCACCCUAAAGACGUCGAAGGACGCGAGCUGCCCCUCAUGUUGGUGGACAUCUCGGUGCCGCUGAACGUGGCCAAGGGCUGCGAGGAUGUGGAGAACGUCGCUUCCUACUCUGUGGAUGAUCUGCAGAAGGUCGUUCAGGCCAACGCGCAGAAGCGCGCAGCAGAAGUAGAAAAGGCCAGAAAGAUCAUCGGCGAUGAGGUGGGCAAGUUCAAGGUGUGGCAGGCGUCGCAAGGAGCAGUGCCAUACCUCGCGGCUUUGCAGGCGAUGGCAGAGAGGAUCCGCACGACAGAGACCGAGAAGCUCUCCAACAAAUUGCAGGGUCUCCAUGAGAAGGAGAGGGCCUCGGUUGACAAGCUUACAAGGCACAUCGUGGACCAGAUCUUCCGACCAAUCUACUACUCCAUGAAGGAAGACGAGAACAUGGAGGAGAAGAAGGAGAAGAUCUGGGCUUUGAAGAAAAUGUUCAAGCUGGAGCCGGUCUACAAGCGAGGUGCGCUUGCACAGGAGUCUUCCUGUACUGACUGCGACUAUGAGGGCCCAGAAAGUCGAGGGCAGCUAAAGCCCUGAUGCUGCCAGUCGUACUUGUUCAGCAAGCUGACCGAAUGCCCAGGUGAGCCAUGUUCACCAGUUUGUCGCGCGCAGGUUUCACCACAUGGAGCACCUAACAUCUUCGAUCACAU
This is a messenger RNA of Effrenium voratum, 2109 nucleotides long. Lineage: Eukaryota; Dinophyceae; Suessiales; Symbiodiniaceae. The record is from the annotation of a GenBank genome assembly.